Messenger RNA from Aspergillus uvarum CBS 121591, 1698 nucleotides. Its product is annotated as putative MFS sugar transporter. The coding region runs from base 55 to 1548 and encodes 497 amino acids. The transcript has 4 exons. NCBI's taxonomy places the organism in Eukaryota, Fungi, Ascomycota, Eurotiomycetes, Eurotiales, Aspergillaceae. Gene Ontology annotation, cellular component: membrane. The record is from RefSeq and is a predicted model, not a curated record. Gene Ontology annotation, biological process: carbohydrate transport; transmembrane transport. Gene Ontology annotation, molecular function: carbohydrate:proton symporter activity.
GCUCAUCUUGUGAUUUCAAACUGCUCUUCUACAAGCCUAGCCAACUCUGCAACCAUGAAACUCCUCCAGAAACCUCCGCGAUAUGUCACUGCUAGUAUAUUGUGCUCCUGCGGAGGACUCCUUUUUGGAAUGGAUACAGGAAUCAUUGGCCCCGUGACUGUCAUGGAAAGUUUCACCUCACGAUUUGGAAGCCAGGCUGCAGUGAUUCACGGGUUGAUCGUGUCGUCCAUCCUUAUCCCGGCCGCAAUUUCUUCAUUCUUUGCAGGCUACGUGGCAGACAAACUGGGUAGGCCAAAAGGCAUCAGUAUUGGUGCCUUGAUAUUUGGAAUCGGAGCGGGCCUUGAGGCAGCAGCUGUCCACAUUGGGAUGUUCGUAACAGGACGAUGCAUCGAGGGCAUAGGGGAGGGCUUAUACCUUGGAACUUUGGUAGUGUAUAUCUGCGAGAUUUCGCCGCCCGACGUCAGAGGAGCUUUAACCACCGGCCCUCAGUUGCUCAUCACGCUGGGUUUGGUAGUGGGGUUCUUCACAUGUUAUGGAACGGCUCGCCUGGAAUCUUCAUUCUCAUGGCGUACUCCCUUCUUGAUUCUUGCUUGUUUGGCAGUGGCUUUCUCGGUUGCUUCUUGGCUCUGGCUGAUCCCCUCGCCCCGAUGGUUGACCAUUCACGGUCGCCGAACUGAGGCUACUGCUACUUGGGACUACCUUGGGGUAAGCCAGGCGGAACGCGAGAAGGCUGAAAUUGAGCAAGACAGAAUUCUUGUCGCUGAAGUUGCAAGCAUCUCCAGCAGAGAACGUGCUUCAACAAAUCCCCAGGCUCAAGCAAAGUCAGCCAAGGACAAGAUUUUCGACCUCUUUUCUAAAGACGUUCGGACUCGCACCAUUCUGGCUGUCUUCCUGAUGGGAAUGCAACAGCUUAGUGGGAUUGACGGUGUUCUUUAUUAUGCCCCUCUUUUGUUCGAACAAGCAGGUCUUGCAUCCUCGUCAGCAAGCUUCUUCGCUUCCGGCGUCUCAGCAAUUGUUAUCUUCGCAGUCACUAUCCCUGCACUUAUUUGGGCGGACAAAUGGGGUCGCCGACACAGUACCAUUUACGGUGGCAUCGGCCUUAGCAUCACGAUGCUUCUGAUAGGAGCUCUAUACGCAAGCAAAACAGUUCACAGCUCAAGUGGAGCGGGGCGAUGGGUGGUCAUUGUCAGCAUCUACAUAUUUGCCGUGAUAUACUCUUUGAGCUGGGCUGUCGGCAUCAAGAUCUAUGCAGCAGAGAUACAGCCACAAAGGACUCGUGCCUCAGCAACUAGCUUAGCUCACGGGAGCAACUGGGCGGCUAAUUUCCUAGUAGCACUUGCUACACCAAUCCUCCUUUCAAGAAGCAGCUUUGGUGCAUACUUCCUAUUCGCGGGAUGCACACUUGUCACGACCUUUGUAUGCGCAGUCAUGAUGCCAGAGACCAAAGGCAGAUCGCUGGACGAGAUCGAAGAAGCGUUCAAGUCCAAGGCUGUGGGCUCGCAGCCCCUCUUGAACAUUCUUCGCCGGACCACCCGGUCUAUGCCUUGAUCAGCGAUUGCCGCCGAAAUAACUCGAUCUGUGCACAAAUUGUGACAGAUUCAAGUGGUGGGUCUAAGCGUUAGCCGGCGAUAAGGUAAAACAGCGGGCGGGGCCGAAUGACAUGCUGGUUUGAGGUUAGCACAAGCAUUUGUAAGCCAG